AUGGACAACAACCCGCAAGGCUCCGGGGGGCUCAAGGCGAGUCUCGGCAGUCUUAUCGGAGGUGGAGCGCCGGAAUAUUCCAACACGGAGCUUGCUGGUGUACCAUUGACGGGAAUGAGCCCCCUGUCGCCCUAUCUUAAUGUCGACCCUCGCUUCCUGGUUCAGGACACGGACGAAUUCAUUCUGCCUACAGGCGCUAAUAAGACGAGAGGAAGGUUCGAGUUAGCUUUCUUCACCAUUGGAGGCUCCUGCAUCACAGGGGCUUCAUUUGGCGCUUUAAAUGGUCUCCGAAUGGGCCUGAAGGAGACCAGAGACAUGGCGUGGUCCAAACCACGAAAUGUGCAGAUUAUCAACAUGGUAACGAGGCAAGGUGCUUCAUGGGCCAACACUUUGGGUUCAGUAGCCCUGUUGUACAGCGCGUUCGGCGUGGUAAUCGAAAAGGCCCGCGGCGCGGAGGACGACAUCAACACGAUAGCCGCCGGCACCCUAACGGGGAUGCUAUUCAAGGCAGCCGGCGGCCUGAAGGGUGUGGCCCGGGGGGGUUUGGCCGGUCUGGCCUUGUCCGGUGCAUACGCCGUCUACAAUAACUGGGACCAUCUGACUGGAACGUCGUCAUCGUCGUCUAGGCUUUACUAA
Messenger RNA from Nerophis lumbriciformis (worm pipefish), 636 nucleotides. The record is from RefSeq and is a predicted model, not a curated record. NCBI's taxonomy places the organism in Eukaryota, Metazoa, Chordata, Actinopteri, Syngnathiformes, Syngnathidae.